Messenger RNA from Babesia ovata, 5460 nucleotides. RefSeq lists its product as uncharacterized. The record is from RefSeq and is a predicted model, not a curated record. The transcript is spliced from 3 exons. Lineage: Eukaryota; Apicomplexa; Aconoidasida; Piroplasmida; Babesiidae. Bases 1 to 5460 code for a protein of 1819 amino acids.
AUGGCGUUUUUGCAUGGUGUUCUUGAGAGUGUGAAGGAUGAUGAGAGUGUGAAGAAAUAUGAUGGUUACAUUGAUAAUAAAGAUCAUAGACUUCAAAAAUUACUUGACUCUCUCCAAUCUUCAAUUGGCCAGGGACGCAGUGCGUUUGGUGCGCGGGUUGAUGAGGUGGACCAGAAGAAUAGAAACGUCACGGAUGGAUUAUCGUCGCUGAGUGGUGAAUAUGUUCAAGAGAUCACGAGGCAGCAAGAUCAGAGCCUUGAAGCGCAGCUGUUCCAAUGGACAACUACGCUCGGGUACAUAGCAAAAGACAUUCACAACAUAACACAUGAUAAUAUUAGUGAAUUAGACACUGCACUUAGCACACGUAUAAUGCAUGAGAUUAAGCCGAUUGAGAAAUCGGUUGAGGUGCUGCUGCGGGCGGCGGGUAAUCCGGAUCUCGCCCAGCAGGCUGGGCAUGUUGACAGCGAAUUAGUGGCGCACAAAACACAUAUCGUGAAUUCUAUACAUACACAGAGUGAUAUAUUGCAGAAAACAUUACUAGAUGAGGUCAAUAAAAUUGGUGCUAAAUUGAAUGAGCUGAAUGAUAAGAGGCAAACGCAGUUUGGGUAUGUUAGAUCAGGCGUAGCCAUAGUAAAGGGUACGGUGGAGGAUGCGUUUGGAAAUUCCGAUGACAGUUUCAAAAACCAAUUUAUUCAGAAAUUCAGAGAUAUAAAAUCGGCAUUAGAUGAUGUUAAUAAGCAUAAUUUUAAAAACGGUGAUAACGGUAUCACAAGGCUUCGAAAUGAAGUCAAUUUGAUAAAGCCGCAACUGGAAAAUGUGCGUCGAGAGUUGGAAGUAACAGUUGCGGAGUUGGGAACGUGGAUGAAUAGUACAUCAAAAAAUAUUAAUGAUGCAAAGGUGAAGUAUGUUGAUAAAAUCAUAAGUAAGGAGGUUGGGAAAUACAAUAGAUAUGCCAUGAUGGAAACUGCGGCAGCGUUGGAAGAAUGGAAGGAUACGCUGCGGAAUCAUAUUAAUCAUGUGAAAGAUGAAUUAAAAGAUAGGGUCAGACAGGCGGAGACGGCGGCUAAAGGUUUAGAUACUCAGCUUCUAGCGGACUUGGGAAAAUUGAGGGGAGGGAUAAAGAGUGCGGUCACGGAGUAUGCUAAAGGCUACGUGAAGAAAGUGAAGGAGCAAGUUGAAGUAAUUAAGGGAAAGUCUAAGGGUCAAGGCCUGCAGGGAUUCGUUGAACACGUGAAGGAGAAGUAUGCGGAGGAGUUCUUGCAGGGCAAGAAAGGUUUUGGAAAUUUAGUGCAGCAAUGGAUUAAUGAGAUUUUGCAGAAGGAUGAGUUUGUUCAGUACUGUUUAGACGGAUAUUUUACGGGAAGCAAUAAUCGUGCUAGGUUUCAGCCACCAUAUAAGGAUUGGACUAUCAAAACAGAUUAUAAGGGUAAGACUGAUGGAAUUGCAAAGGCCAUCAAGGAUGCGCUUGCCAAAGAUGUUAACAUAACAAUUAAAGAUGCCCAAACUGUACCUGACUCCUCAACCAACAAAAUUCAAGAUCAUGUUAACGUUGCCUAUACCUGUGUCAGUGACUUUGCCACUACCUUGGAGAGCAAACUUAACAAGGGAAAAAUAAGGUCCACUAACGACGACCCUAUUAUCAAUGAUAUAGUAUCGGCUGUUGAGGGAGCUUUAGAAAUGACGCAAGAGUCAGCGGCGGGGAAAACUUCUAAAAGCUAUCUCCAGGCCGCCGUCAAACCCAUCUUAUCAGCUCUACUCUCAACCGCAAAGCAUGUUGCUGAGCAGCUGAAAUCUUUAACUGGAACGAACGCUGAGGAGAUCAAGAAGGUGGACGAAGCAUUUGCAAAAGCCGGGGAACUUGCCGGGGAACUCGGGGCGGCCCUCAGCUCCACCGCUGGCACCUAUACCGUAGACCACAAUGUUUCUAUUAAGGAAAACAUCCAUGAAAAGUUCUCGCAAAAAGUUGAGGAGCAAUUUAAAAAGACGCACUCGGGUGUUGGUGGUGAUGCUUCAGGCAUAACCGUCGAGACGACAUUGGAGGCGUACACUGGCUACAAAAAAGGUAACGUUGACACCUCCAUCCAAGCUAUCAAAACGUAUGCCGACAGCGGGUUUGACGUAAAUCCAACGACAGAAAAGCUCGGCGCAUGGUCCACCAAUAUAACCAAAAGCCUAAACAGCCUUACGGAUGCGUGUGCCCAGACCGGGCAAUACAUAAAUACAUAUUUGUACGGGUUGAAAACAGAGUACAUUGACGUUAAACUCGCCAACAUUCGCAGGCAGAUUAACACUCUGCAACAGGAGCAGCUGGCGGCUGAAACCGGCAAAAUUAUGAAAGCUAUAAACUCCGUCAUUGAGUUGAUAAAAAAGCUGGAGGAAACGCCAGGCAGGGUUGACGAGGAACGUGAAGCAGCGGUCAAAAUCAUGGAGCAGUUGAGAAAACAAGUAAUCGAUAAAAUAAACGACUUAGAAUUGGCCGUUAAACAGGCCAAGCGAGAGUUGUACCAUGCCAUUAAUAACAGUAAAAACGCCCUGGCUGACGCGUAUCAUACAAUCAAUGAUGAUGUCACAACUCUAAAAAAUGAACUGUUGCGUAUCACCGAAAAUGGAUUUGCAUCCAUAAUUCGAGAAGUGAGAAGGCUGUUUGCGGAAAGGCAUAAAGCAGACUUAGAAUCCUUAAAAUCGCUGAUCAAAGAACAGUUGGAGGAAAUUAAAGAAAUUAUCAACGCCGAUUUGAACAACGGCACAAAAGGCCUUGUCAAGGCUAUGAACUGUAACAAACACAAAAUCGAUGAAAUUAGAACGCUUGUAAUUCCUUCAAGAUCAGAUAGUGCUACAAAGUUCAGAAACAUAUCAACAUAUCUACACCACUACCUCACCCCCCUCCUCUCCUACACCACCGAACAGGUCAAGGCGCCGAGCAAGGGGAAGGGAGGCCAAGCCCCGGCCCAGACUCAACAUCCCUCCGACGUACCUCCAGGACGCGCUGGCUGGAGUCCUCCAGAACAGUCUCCGGCUCAGCUCAAAAGUCAACAGUCAUCAACUCCACCUGACCGCAAUGAUACAAUUGAGAAGUAUUUCGCCGGCCUUCAGUACUAUGUUGAUGGCAUUUUUUCUAAGCUUUCUGAGAAUCGCUUCAGUAAAUCAUUCGCAACGAAACGCGCGGAUUUCGAAAAGUUCCUUGCUUCAAUGCUUCCCCCAAAUUUCUCCGGAAUCGGAAGCCCUCUGCUAGAUAGCUUCAAGUCAGGCCUUCAAAAGUUCUUGAUACAACUCAGCCACGCAUAUAUUAGUGCAUAUGAUGGCGCGGCUUAUAGCUUUAAAUGGGAGCCAGGGGAAAGUGAGAAAUGUGCAAAUGUGUGUUUGUCCAUACUGGAGACGAUGAGCAAUGACUUGGAAACUUUGAAAGAAAGAUGCAAAUAUGAAUGGCAUUCAAAACAAAUCCACCGCAUUAGCGGACUUGGCGCUUUUUUGAAAGAUUGUGGUUAUAUUGUGUCUAAUAGGGAUAAGCAGGACGGUGAGCUGAGGCGUCAUGAAAAUAUGACGGGCAAUCAUAUACUUCAGAAACUUACUACUACACUUAAGAACACUGGCCAAAUUAAUGAGCACCUGAAGGAGUGUGAGUCAAACAAAAAGAAUGGCACCGAUACGCAGCCACAAAAUGAUGAUGUCAAAGUCUUUGCCAUCCUUUCGUGCCUCAUCACUCACUUCAGUGAAUACAAUAAAGUCGGCCACAUUGCCACUUUCUCUGCUAAAAGAACACCAUGCUCCGUCUAUGAGAUGCUCUGCUGGACAACUGGUCUCAUGUACAACAAUGCUUACGAGAAGCUUAAGCAGCAUUGUCAAAAGCUUUGUGAUGAUGAGAAAGACAGCCAUUUAAAAACUAUACUCUCCAAGCUUCACAAGGACGGUUUGCCGUACCUAUUUAGUAAUUCACGUAACAUCCUCACAACUAUCCUCGGCACAGGGGAUGAACACACUACGUACGCCUCCGAUUUUUCUACCAAUUCCCUUUCGCUCAAAUACCCUGGCAGUGGAGCGGAGUGUCUUGACAUGCUUCUCGAUAUUCUCCGUCGUUUGUUCCUGCCACUUAGAUUCCUGGACGCUCAGUGUAGUCUAUCAAACAAGCAUUAUGGCUGGGCCAAUUGCCAAUAUGGCAAGGACAUCGCUCCAGUCAACUGGCCAUGCAAGGACCAUUCAACCAACAAACCAAAUGGACAGUCAGCGUCUAAACCAACUUGCCAGGCAAAUGACCAACCAAAUGGUCAACCAAACUGCCGACCAACUUCACCUUUAAUGUCCUACUUAAAUGACUGCUUACCAGGGCACUUGCCUCAUCAGUUAAUCGAUGCCGGUUGUAAGUCAUCGUGUUACACCUGUAAGACAGCUGCACGUGGCGUGCCUUGUCUCACGCCACUUGGCUUCAGAGGUUUCUCUGGAAGUACGCGCCUGGGCAAAGAGCUAUGUAUCGUGCUGACCAAAUUGCUCGAUGACGCUGACCUCAGAUCCCUAUUCUGCCUUAAACCGAAAACGCCGGCUUCGCUCCCAGAGCACUUCGGUUUUGUGUUAUCGCUUGUUAAGGAUUGGCGACUAGGUAUUUUACCAGGCAAGAAUGGUUCGCAGUCAAGUUUCGAAACAUCAAUAGAGCGCACGUCUAUUCACCUUUAUGAACACCCCAAUAAACUUACCGAUGCGCUUCGUAAUGCCUACGGUAGCAGCUUAAGCAGCCACGAACCGAAGAAGCAUCUUCCCGCUCACGACGAUUUAUCAAGCCUUUCUAUGACAGAGUCAUGCACUGAUCCUACUAUAAAAACACUAUGCGCCCCCUACCUUUCAUCGUUAUCCUGCGACUCCAAUUAUUACCUGGCACAGAAACAUUCUAACACAUACCUCUCAUGGGCCAUUUACCUCCCAUGGACGUUCUGGGAUUUACUCAACAAUCUCUAUAACGCUUUCUGUGAAAUCACUUGUGCAGACUGGGGAUGCCGUGGAUGUCUCAGAGGAGACAAGUGUAAAGCAGGGAAACAAGGCGUCGUUGAAGAUGAUAAGAAAGAUGUUACCUGUCAAUGUGAUUCUAUAGUAACCUGCAAAGGCGUGGCACCGACGCUCUACCAGUAUGGAUUCAGCUUCGGCGAGGCGUCGACGUUGAAUGGUAACACGCCGAAGAAGUGUAAGGAUUUCUGUACUCAAUUAUAUAAGGUGUUACAUUCUGAUUACUUUGAUAAGCUGUUUGAAGCGUGUGACAAUUUCCUAUGCAUUAUCAGAUGGCCAUUUAUGCUAACGUUGUUAGCCCUCUGGUCGCUGUCGCUCCUGUACCUGCUGCACAUCGCCGUCGUCCGCCUCGACGUCCUGAGGAUUCGCUCCCACCUGCGCUCGCCCUCAAGCCACCGCAUCGCCGCGCAGUCCCUCCUCGCCGCCGCACGCGUCAGGGCACUCGCCAGCGUCAAGUACUUCUCACCAUAA